Messenger RNA from Boleophthalmus pectinirostris (great blue-spotted mudskipper), 1681 nucleotides. Its product is annotated as otolin-1-like. The transcript has 4 exons. The coding region runs from base 1 to 1359 and encodes 452 amino acids. Lineage: Eukaryota; Metazoa; Chordata; Actinopteri; Gobiiformes; Gobiidae. Gene Ontology annotation, molecular function: protein binding. The record is from RefSeq and is a predicted model, not a curated record.
AUGCUGUCUGUGGUGCUCGUGCCUCUGCUGCUCCCCCUGGUGGGCGUCUGGGCCGAUUAUAACGGCGACAACUCGACGUUCGUUCCGGACGAGUCGAUGGGCGCCUACUGCGAGGUGCUGCUGCAGUCGCCCGUCCCCGUCCCCCCCGACCAGAUCCCCUGGUUCUGCAUCUGCUCCCACUGCAAGGGCACCCACGGGCCCAAGGGAGACCGGGGCGACCGCGGCCUGCCAGGUCUUCCUGGGAGUCCCGGCCCCAGAGGUUCCUCGGGUUUCAGAGGUCCCCCAGGGUUCGUGGGACGACCCGGGAUCAAAGGACAAAAAGGCGAUGACGGUGUGAAGGGGGCUCCUGGCCUGCAGGGGCCACCAGGACCCAAAGGAGCCAGAGGGUUCAAAGGGGAGAAGGGUGACCCCGGGCUGGAGGGUCCUCCUGGAGACCAGGGGCCCAAAGGAGACGAUGGUGUGUGUCCAGACGCCUGUGAGGCCAGUCAGGGUCCCCCCGGUCCCCCCGGCCCAGCGGGGCCCGCCGGCCUGAGGGGGACCCCGGGAGCGGAGGGGCCUAAGGGCCAGAAAGGAACCAAGGGCGACGUGGGCGCGGCGGGCGUCCCCGGCACAGACGGCGUCCCCGGAACGAAGGGGGACCUGGGGCCCAAAGGGGACUGUGACUGCGUGAACGGGACCGACGGGGCCCCCGGGCCGAAGGGGGACCAGGGGGCCACAGGAGAACCCGGCGAGCCGGGGCCGCAAGGGGAGCAGGGCGCGCCUGGAGAAAAGGGUGACAUGGGCAUGGCGGGUAUGCCGGGCAUGCCGGGGCCCUGCAUGCCCUCUGUCAAGUCUGCGUUCGCCGCCGGCCUCACCCAGAGUUUCCCGCCCCCCAACCUGCCCGUGGCCUUCUCCAGGGUCUACUACAACCUCCAGAACAGCUACCUGCCCACCAUGGGCAUCUACGUGGCCCCCAUCAACGGCACCUACGUGUUCAACUUCGCCCUGACCGUGUCCACGCGCCCCCUCAAGGUCGGGCUCUUCUUAAACUUCGAGCCCGUGUUUAAGACCACAGACACGUCGUCCCUGGGGUCCCUGUCCCAGACCGUGGUGCUGCACCUCCGCGAGGGCGACGGCGUCUGGGUCCAGGUCAAAGACGAAAACACCAACGGGGUGAUCUCGGGCCCCGAGUCCUCGUCCGUGUUCUCCGGGUACCUGCUGUACCCCGACAGAUGCGAGGGCGACCCCUUCGACCUGAGCACGGGCAUCGGCCGCGACUUCGAAGAUCUGGGCAUGACCCGCCCCACCAAACCCCCUACCUCCUACAACACCGGCAACCACGAGUUCAGCUGGGGCGACGACAACGAGAACAAGCCUUAGCCUGAGCUCCAGCUCCGAGCCGAGCCGAGCCGAGCCGAGCCGAGCCGGGCCGGUCGUCUUAGUCCACACGUAGAUCCAGAGCUAAAUUAUUCUAGUCAUAGUUUGCACUUUUAUUUGUGAUUUAUUUUUCACAUUAGAUCCAAUGUUUUUAUGAAGUGUCACGUCGCCCCCUGGUGCCAAGAACACCUCAUCACAAAAGAAUGAACACAUUUCAGUAGAUGAACUUUUCCUCCUCGUUUCUUUGACGUGAGAAACCAGAAGGUCUUUGAGCCAGUCCCAACCCCUGAGAGAGAGAGAGAGAGAGAGAGAGAGAGAGAGAGAG